Messenger RNA from Entamoeba invadens IP1, 1197 nucleotides. Its product is annotated as DNA polymerase delta small subunit, putative. Bases 1 to 1197 code for a protein of 398 amino acids. The transcript has 2 exons. The record is from RefSeq and is a predicted model, not a curated record. Gene Ontology annotation, cellular component: delta DNA polymerase complex. Gene Ontology annotation, molecular function: DNA binding. NCBI's taxonomy places the organism in Eukaryota, Evosea, Mastigamoebida, Endamoebidae. Gene Ontology annotation, biological process: DNA strand elongation involved in DNA replication; DNA replication.
AUGACUAAAGCUGUGUUUGGGAAACAGUUUGAAACACCUAAGAUGGACUACUCACAACAAUACAGUAAGAUCUAUUCGAGCCGUCUUACACUGUUACGCCCACUUCUGGAGGUCUUGAUAGAGAAAAAGUACGAGGGGAUGAGCGUCCAAACGCGUCUGACUAACAUCCCCAGCGGAGAGACCUCCCUCAUCGGUACCAUUUUUAAAAAGUCCAAGAAACUCCCCACCGUCUUGGCACAACACAAGAAAGACCCAAAGCACAUUAAAAUUGACUUCACUCAACCACCUUUCCACGCAGACGACGACUCGGCCUAUCUCGAAGACUUAAUUGGUCACACAGAUUUAGUUAUGAAGCCCGAGGUACUUAAUACAAUUACAAGUGGGACUGUCAUUGCAGUGAUUGGUACGAUCAAUACAGAAGGCUUUUUUAAUGUCACCGAUGUCAUUUUCCCAUAUGAAGAACCUAUUGAAACGACAGUUAUGAAUUGUGACGCAACAAAGAACAUUACUGUGAUAUCAGAUAUUAGGUUUAGUGCGUGCAAAACCGAUUUAAUGUUAUACGAUGUGUUAAAGAACAAAAAGAUAGAGUUGGGGACGGAUGUGUUUGUGAUAGGGAACCAUUACUUGGAGAGUAUGGGAAGUCCACUGGUUGAUGAAUAUGAUGGGUUCUUGUCAGAAGUGUCCAAGGGGAUUCCAGUCACUGUGAUUCCGGAGGGAGACGACCCCACAAAUGCUGUCUUGCCAUUUCAACCAUUCCAUCGUGCGAUGUUUGUGAAGUCGAUGAAGAACAAUACGGAGACUCAAAAGUCCUUUAAUUUGGUUUCUAAUCCAUCGAUUGUAACUCUUGGUGAUAUCACUAUCAUGUUCCUCUCACAAGAAGUCUUUGUGAGGGCAAUGGAUUUGACCAUUUUGAAAACCCCACAAGACGUCUUCUGCUUCUUCUUGAAGGCAGGACAUUUGUGCCCAUUUGCGCCUUCUAUGUUUCCAUGUUACCCAUACGAAAAAGACCCAUUUGUACUCAAUGAACCAUUUCCAGACUUUUUCAUUGUCGGAGGGUUCGAGGAGAUGUGCUACAGUGUCAACUUCAUGGGGAAAACUAUCUGCUUAGUCACAGUACCAAGCUUUUAUAAGGAAAAGAAAUUUGUAGUGCUCAACACAGACAGCCACGAGAAUGUGGUCGUCGACUUGAAUUUUUGA